AGGUGUUACAGUGUAACAGAAGAAGACAACGCCAUAGUUGCCACAGCCCCAGAAGCAAGUCAUGCUUUUAGAAACACAAAGCGUGGCUUGGGGAAGUCAUCGCACAAGUUUACAUUUUCCAGAAUUUUCAAUGAGGACACUAGUCAGGGUGAUUUCUUCAAUGCAACAAUGUUGAGUAUGACUAAGGAUUUCAUCAGUGGUCAGAAUUCCCUAGUUUUUACGUAUGGUGUCACGUCAUCAGGAAAAACUUACACAAUUCAAGGCCAGCCUCAGAAUGCAGGUAUUCUGCCCAGAUGCCUGGAUGUGAUAUUUAACUCUAUCAACGGGAAACAGAUACCCAGCAGUACCACCCUCAAGCCUCGCAUGUUCACAGAUAUUGUACGGCUGUCUCCGUCAGAAGUCUUGCUUGAAAGGAAACUGAAGGAGCGAACUCUGAAAAUGAGUGUAGAUGAUGACACAACUGUUAUGACCUUACUGGGUGAUGAAAUGGAAUCUGCACUCUCAGAUACUGCAACUUCGAGCUCCAGUGCAUGUGGUGAAGACUUACUACCUGAUGUGGAAAAUCGAGACCGUGAGGAGCUGAAGGUGGACGUAGAAGACCAAGGCAAGAUCCGGUUUGGUGUGUGGGUGAGCUUUGCUGAGAUAUACAAUGAACAGAUAUUUGAUUUGCUGGAGCCUUUCCCACGGAAGAAAAAUGCCAAAAGGCCACCACUGAAAAUUUGUGAUGACCGAAACGGAAACCCUUACAUCAAAGGCUUGAAAGAGAUUCAUGUGGAAUCAGCUGAUGAGGCUUAUCGUCUUUUAACUAUUGGUCAGAGAAAUCUGCAAACAGCGUGCACUCGCCUCAACCAUUGCUCAUCUCGCAGCCACUGUAUGUUCAACAUUAAAAUUGUCCGUGUUGUUGACAAAGAUGAUCCUCAUAUUGCUAGAGUUAGCAUGUUAUCGCUGUGUGAUUUGGCUGGAUCCGAAAGGUAUUCAAAAACACAGGCUACGGGUGAUCGGUUGAAAGAAGCAGGCAACAUCAAUUCAUCUUUGAUGACACUGGGGCGGUGUAUAGAGACCUUAAGAUAUAAUCAGUUGCACAGGGAUCAACAGAGACUGGUUCCUUUCAGGGACAGUAAAUUGACACGCAUGCUCCAGAAUUACUUCAAUGGAAGUGGCAGAGCUGCUAUGAUUGUGAAUGUCAGUCAGAGUGCCUCCAUGUUCGAUGACACUUUACAUGUCUUCAAGUUCUCUGCCAUUGCCAAGCAGGUGAAGUACAUUGAGAAACCCCCCGAACCGCCCAAGAAGCAGAAGGAGAAGAAAGUCCUUCCUCCAGUGCAAAGGCCAUCAAUAGAAUGGGAGGUGCAUGAUGCGCAGAAUAAACCGCUUCCUGAUGAUGAAGAAUAUGAAGAAGAGGAAGAUUCUGAAGAUAACCAGGAUGAGAACAUCUCAGACAAAUGUCAAAUUCAAAAACUGAGAGCCUGUAUUCAGAGUUUGCAGCAGCGCAAUGAACGACUAGUGGAAAUGCUGCAGGAAGAGCUUGAGGCGUCCAGCAACCUUGAGAGCCGCGUGAGACAGGAAGUCACACAAGCCAUGAUGAAACAGGUUGUCAACAUUGAGGAGACAUACAGUGCCUUACUAAAAGAGACAAAUGAAGAUGCCCAGGAGAUAGCUGAUGAGCGUGUGAAAGGCAUUAUGGAGGUGUACGAGCAGCGGAUAGAGAGAAUUCAAAAGAAAAUAGAUGAAGAUGAUGAAUGGGUAUCAAGUUUACUGUACUGUCAGGAGCAAAUGAAAGUGCAGGAAAGGGAUGCAGAAAUUGCUGAGCUGAAUUCACAGUUGGAGAAACUGAGGGAAGAACAUGCCAUUUCACAGAAAAAGGAUGAGAAAAUUGAAGAGCUAGAGUCACUGAUUGCUGAGGCUGGAGAAGUGUACAACAAGCACACAGCAGAAAUAUCUCAACUGACAGAGGAGAAAGCUAAGAUUGAAAGUCAGCUGUCUGCCUUGAAAGAUGUGGAAAUUCAGCUCGAGGAAAUCAUGUCUAACAACAAUUCUCUGCAACAGUCUUUGAAAAACAAAGAAGCUGAAUGGAAAGCUCUAGAAGGAAAACUGAUUAAAAAGAUUGAGAACAAAGAUGCUACAAUUACUUCCUUACAAGAUGAAUGCAAGGAGUUGCAAGAUGAAAUUGAAAGACUGCAGGACCAAAUGAGUCAAAUGGAUGAACACAGCAAAUACCGCUUUGAGCUAGAAACAUCUGCAGGAUCUGACCAUAAAGAGAACAGACAUAGCAUUGGCAGCAGCUCAAAACAUGCUGACAGACCAACAGAGCCUGCACCUGAAAUGUCCAACAAAACAGUAAAAGAAAAUACAUCACAACAUACAGAAGAGAAUUCUGUAACUGGAGACAGUUUUGCAGAUAUAUUGAAAGAACUCACCCACCUGAGAGAGGAAGCUGCAAAGAAAGACAAAGAGACAGAAGAAAUAAAACAGGUUAAUGAAGAGUUAAAGAAACAAAUAAAAUGUCUGCAGAGUAAAGUAGAUGAUUUGGUCAUGGAAGUUGAUGUUAAAGAAAAUGAUAAAUAUAAAUAUACUGAAGAAAUAAAAGCAUUACAGGCAACCAGUGAACAGUUGAGGGGGGAUGUAGAUUCUGCAAAAGAAAGUAAAAUGAGUACUGAAGAAAAAUUGACUGUGUUGCAUGAAGAGAAUAAUCAAAUCAGGAGUGAGCUGGAGUCCCUAAAGAAAGUUAAUGAAGAAUUAGUUGAGAAAGUUCAGCUUCUUCAAAAGGAGCAGAAACAAAUAAGUGGUGAAAAGCUUUUUGCUUGUUUGAGUGGUGACAGAAUCAGCGCUUCUGAACUGAGUAAACACAGUGAGCAGGGAACAUCUGCUUGUUCUGAAAAGGGUAAUUCACAGAUGUUGGAUGAAAAGGGUAAUUCACAGAUGUUGGAUGAAAAGACCAUCGAUCAAAGCAAUGAUGAUGAAAUUGUUUUCAAUGUGAAGAUGGACAACACUACAUAUGAGACCUUGAAAAAUGAACAUGACAAAUUAAGACAAGAAUAUGAUGAUCUUCAGAUAGCUCAUGCUUCAUUAAAAGAGAGGGUACAGAAUUUAGAUGAUCAGCUCAGCAAGAAAGACACUGAAGAAAAUAAAGACUCAGAUGAUAAAGAGAUUAACAUCACAGAAAUGGUUCGACAUAUUGAGCAGAAAACACCAUUACCUAAACACAGUUUGUCAGGAAAAUGUCUUUUGAAGGACACAGACCACAGCAGUGUCCUUGAAGUCACGGGUAAAAAAGAGAUUUCAGCACUGAAAUUGAAAGCCGAAAUUGACGAGGAAAUCCUGAAAACACCAUGUACACGAUCAUCACAUAAUAGUGGCACUGUCACUUUGGCAGUGAGGCUAAAAGAUGCUGAACUAGCCAAUGCAGCGCUUAGAAAUAAAUUGAAGAAGGAAGAGGAGGAUUUCUUCAAACGAGAACAAGCUCUCAUUCAUGGUUACACUGCAGAAAUAGAAAACUUGAAGUACGAGCUGGCCAAAUUGAAGAGUAAAGUGGAUGUUUCUGGUCGAUUGUUGCCACAGCGAGGAAAGAGGAAGGCCACGGAUUCCAGCAUGACUUCGUCAUUGUCUGACUCCAUCAGUGAAACCAAUCCUGCUGAUUUAAAUCUUAUAAAUGCAAAAGGAGAUGACAUCGUCAAGGAGAAACAGUCUGCUAUUGUUUUGUCAAAUGAACUACUGUCUGUUCAGGAACAGCUUCUUUCUCUUGCUGCAGAAUACCGAAGACUUCAGGCAACAGAAAAUAAAAAUUCAACAAAUUCAUUUAUCACAGAUGUGGUUUUGGGUACUCCACGUGGUCGCCAAUCUGCUCAGGGAAUUUUCAGAUUUGAAGAGAAUGUUGCAGACAGUGUUCUCCAGUUUGAGUUAGAUGAGUUCGCUGUCAGAAUGGAUGAAAUGAGAAUCAAGAUUUCCCAGCAAGAAAAGGAAAUUACGCUGUCCAAGGCGGCUUUGAAGAAAGUAAAUGCCGAAAAAUUAGAGAUGGAAAGCAAAUUUAAAGAAAUGUUGCAGAACCAGGGUUCACAGCGGACUGAUGAACUAAUUAAAUUAGAAGGAACGGUGGAGACUGAACUGAGUUCAAAGAAGAUGAUUGAAGAGAAGCUACAGGAAGCUGAUGCUGCAAAGUCUCAAUUGCAAUCUGAGGUUGCAAACCAGAAGGUGAUGAUCACAGAGAUGAAAGAAACAUUAGAAACUGCAAUUGUUGCAAAAAGUGAAGCCGAGCUUAAAUUAAUUGAUUUAAGUAAAAAGCUGACAAUGAGAAAUGAAGAAUUUGAGAAAUCUGAGGUCAAACUGAAGAACUUACAAAAAAUUAUUGAGAAUCUAAACAGGGAGCAAGAUAAUUUGAUACAGACAAUUAGAAGUCUAAAAGAGAAUCAGUAUAUGCAGGAUCACAAUGUAGAAGAAGUUGAUCAGGAAUUGAAGGAAGCUCAGAACUUGGUUAAAAAGAUGGCAAAUGAACUUGAAGUGUUAAAAGAAGACCUGAAAACACAGGAAAAGCAUCACGAAGAAGCUGAAGCUAAACUAGCAGAAGCACUCACAGAGAAAGCUUUGCUGGAAGAAUCCUUGAAGAACAAAUCUAAGGAACUAGAUGAUUGUAGAGAAAAACUGAGCUACCUUGAGCAGAAAUAUAACGAUGUUCAAGAGACCUUGGCGACGACAGCAUCCCUGAAAGAUAAUUGUGAAAGGAAGUUGAAAUAUGCAGAUGAGAAAUUGGCAGCAUUAGAAGAACUGAUGAACAAGCAGCAGGAGGAACACACUAGCAAAGUUAAUGCACUGAAACAGCAGUUGUCUGGUGAGGGGGAGGCUAAGAUGGAAGCUUUGACAAGACUUGAGAAACAUGUAGACGAAUUGAAGCUACAACUGAAAGUCAAAACUGCAGAGUUAGAGAAAAUUGAAUGUCAGCGACAAGAGGAAGGUGCAGAAGUUUCCCAGAAAUUGCUGAUGCUGGAGAGGGAGAAGAAGCUGGCAGAGAGGAGGGCAGCUGAUGCUAAGGAAAGGGAGAUGGAGUGGCAGCUGAAAUACCAAGGAAUGGAUCAAAUGAAACAGCUGGAACAACAGUUACACCAACAAUUGAAGUCUGCCGCUGAAUGCUUAAGAAAACUGUCAGUGAAGACAAGUCAGCUCAGCAGUGACCUGGCUAUCAAGGAGCAAGAGUUGGAACAGUUGAGGGAGGAACUUGCCAGAAUGGAAUCACAUACUAAAGUUGAGCAUCUGGAAAAGUCUUUGGCUUCAGAGAAAGAACAGCGUUGUCAAGUUCAGAAAAGCCUGCAAGAGUCUCAGGAACAUUUUGCUAUCCUCAAGUCAACGUUUGCAGAUUGUGAAGAGACAAUGGAUCGCCAAGAAACGAUCAUAGACAAGCAAGAUGUCGACUUAAGCAGUUUUAAAACAAAGAUUGAAACCCUAACAGCUGAAACUGAGAGACUGGGCCAGCUGCUUAUUUCAAAGGAACUUGAAGUUGCCAGUUUGAACAAAAAAAUGACGAAACUAGAAGCAGAGGUCACAGUUCUGCACCAGUCCGAACAGAAAGCAUCAGAUGUGGAAAAUAUUUGUCAUGAUAAGCUGCAGAAAUAUCAGUCGGAGAGGAGAGAGUUAGAAGACAGGUUACAAAAUAUAGAAGAGGAGAACAGAAGUUUAGAGAAAAAACUGAAUAUCUCAGAAAAACAUUUGAAUCAAGAAAAGGAAAAUGUAGAGGAUUUGGAAGAAAGGUUGUCUAAGAGUGAAAAACAGAAAAAAGACCUUGAGAGAGAGAUACAAUCGUUAACAGACAAGCAGAAGAUAGUAGAGGAACAGAUGGAACAAGUUAAUCGCCAACGUGCAGAAGAGUUGGAACAGUCAUGUACUUUGAAGGCAGAACUGAAACUGCUCAGGAAAGAGGUCAGUCAACAGAAGGAGCUGGAUAAACUUAAUGAUACUCUGAAGGAGACCGCUGAAAAACUUAAGGUAAGUAAUAUCUAUUUACAGAAUUUCUUAGCAGCUGAGGAGAAAGAACUCAAGAAACAAGAAAGAAUUAAUAAGAGGAACAGAGAAGAAAUGGAGAACUGGAAACAGGAGAGGGAUGCAUGUGUAAGCAGAAUUGAGCAGCAUUUAAACAUGAGACAGCAAGAAUGUCAAGAUUUAGUUAAGGAGGUAGAGCAGCUAAAAAAAGACAAUGCUGACCUGGUGAAAACUGUUGCCAACAUUACAAGUAUGAAGGAUUCUGUGAUCGCUGAUUUGAGAAAACAAAAUAACAUACUGUCUACACAAAUGGCACAUGCGCAGGGAAUGUCUUCCCCGCCCAAGAUUGCCACACCAGACAACAGUGUUUUCAGUCGUAACGAGUUUGUUGAAGAUCUGGACACAACGGGACAUCUGGAGAUUGAUGCUACACCACCAAUCGCAGCCAAGAAAUGUAGAAAACGCCAGUCUCGACAGACGCAGUUGUCUUGCUCAGGUUCAUCUGUUGAUUCUGAGGUACCAACAACACCAGCCUGUAAAUCUCUGAAACCUAUAGAGGAGCAGAAUGAGAAUUCCCCUGGCAUUGCACGAAUGACAAGUCCUACCAAAAGCAUUACACGGACCACAAGUCCUACCAAAAUCAAUCUUCAUGAGAGAGUCGUCGGACUGGCCAGUGAGGUCAUUGCCAGUAUCUCACCUCUAACCAGAUCAGCAAAGAAACGAGAGAAAGAUGUUAAGAGAAGUAAAACUUUGACAACUGCAGCCCCAUUUGAUUUGGCACCAUAUUCUGCUGCAGAUGAUGUCCAGAAUGAAAAUGCGAAUCCCUUCGGCACAAGAAAAUCGUCCAGACUCAGAACCAGAUCAAAACACACUGCUAUUUAG
Candidula unifasciata is the source of this 6843-nucleotide messenger RNA. NCBI's taxonomy places the organism in Eukaryota, Metazoa, Mollusca, Gastropoda, Stylommatophora, Geomitridae. The record is from the annotation of a GenBank genome assembly.